AUGGCCAUUGUUGAGCUAUCAAAAGUUGCAAAUUCAGAUACUCAUGGUGAAGAUUCACCAUAUUUUGCAGGAUGGAAAGCUUAUGAUGAAGAUCCUUUUGAUGAAGUGCACAAUCCAUGUGGAGUAAUUCAAAUGGGAUUGGCUGAAAAUCAAGUAUCAUUUGAUAUGGUGGAAGAAUACUUGGAAAAACAUUCAAAAACAAUUAAUUGUGGAAGUGGAAUAUCUAACUUCAGAGAAAAUGCUUUAUUUCAAGAUUAUCAUGGAUUAUAUUCAUUUAGAAAAUCAAUGGCAAAAUUCAUGGAAAAAAUAAGAGGUGGAAGGGCAAAAUUUAAUCCAGAUAGAAUUGUUAUUACAGCUGGUGCUACAGCUGCUAAUGAAUUAUUAACUUUUAUUUUAGCUGAUCCUGGUGAUGCCUUGCUUGUUCCAACUCCUUACUAUCCAGGAUUUGAUAGAGAUUUAAGGUGGAGAACAGGUGUAAAAAUAAUUCCAAUUCAUUGUAACAGUUCAAAUAAUUUCCAAGUUACACCACAAGCCUUAGAAUCAGCUUAUGAAGAAGCAAAAGUCAACAAAAUUAAAGUUAGAGGAAUACUUAUAACAAAUCCUUCAAACCCUCUAGGUGCAACAAUCCAAAGAUCAAAUCUUGAGGGUAUUCUUGAUUUCGUGGUUCGUAAAAAUAUCCAUCUUAUCUCUGAUGAAAUCUACUCUGGCUCAGCAUUUUGUUCCUCGGAAUUCGUGAGCAUAGCUGAGGUUUUGGAAUCUAGAGAUGACGUGGACUCUGAGAGAGUCCACAUCGUUUAUAGCCUUUCGAAAGACUUGGGUCUCCCUGGAUUUCGAGUUGGUACAAUUUAUUCAUACAAUGACAAUGUUGUUACAACAGCCAGGAGAAUGUCAAGUUUUACGUUGAUUUCAUCUCAAACACAACAAUUGUUGGCAUCCAUGUUGUCUAAUGAGGAAUUUACAACGAAUUAUAUUAAGACGAAUCGCGAUAGAUUGAGGAAGAGAUAUGAAAAAAUUAUUGAUGGAUUAAAGAGUAGUGGAAUUGAGUGUUUGAAAGGGAAUGCAGGGUUAUUUUGUUGGAUGAAUUUGAGUCAAUUAUUGGAAAAAUCAACAAAAGAAUGUGAAUUGGAACUUUGGAAUUCAAUUUUAUGUGAAGUAAAAUUGAAUAUUUCACCAGGAUCAUCAUGUCAUUGUUCAGAGCCAGGAUGGUUUAGAGUUUGUUUUGCUAAUAUGAGUGAACAAACAUUAGAAAUUGCACUCAAAAGAUUACAUAAUUUCAUGCAAAGAAGAACACAAAAAAAGGAUUAACUUUCUUCUUUAGACCAACAAGGGUUAUGUGGUGUAAAUCCGGAUAAAUCGGGCCCUAUCGAAUAUUGGAUGGAUCGGGCCCUGAUAUAG
Messenger RNA from Solanum tuberosum (potato), 1395 nucleotides. Its product is annotated as 1-aminocyclopropane-1-carboxylate synthase 7. Gene Ontology annotation, molecular function: pyridoxal phosphate binding; transaminase activity. Gene Ontology annotation, biological process: biosynthetic process; amino acid metabolic process. The transcript is spliced from 3 exons. The record is from RefSeq and is a predicted model, not a curated record. NCBI's taxonomy places the organism in Eukaryota, Viridiplantae, Streptophyta, Magnoliopsida, Solanales, Solanaceae.